AUGGGUAGAAAGAAUAACACACAGGUGCCUGACUUCAUCCUUCUGGGGUUGGCAGAUUCUGAAGAGGUCCAGCGAGUCCUCUUCGUGCUGUUUCUGCUCAUAUACCUGGUUACCAUGCUGGGCAAUGCAGGGAUGAUAGUGAUAAUCCGCCUGGAUCUCCAGCUGCACACCCCCAUGUACUUUUUCCUCAGUCACCUCUCAUUUCUGGACCUUAAUUACUCAACUGUCAUCCUACCGAAAACCUUAGAGAACUUACUGACCUCCACCAAGUAUAUUUCCUAUGUGAGCUGCUUCACCCAGAUGUACUUUUUCGUUUUCUUGGGGGCCACAGAAUGUUUCCUUCUCUCCUCCAUGGCCUAUGAUCGCUAUGUUGCUAUCUGCAAUCCUCUGCACUACCCAGUGGUUAUGUCCACGAGAUUCUGUGGUUCCCUCAUCUUUGCGUCCUAUUCGAUUGGCUUUGCGGACUCCUUUGUUAACGUGCUUUGCAUGAGCAGAUUGCAUUUCUGUGACUCCAAUGUAAUCCAUCACUUUUUCUGUGACACAUCCCCAGUUUUAGCCCUGUCUUGCACGGACACAAAUGACAUAGAAAUCAUGAUAUUUAUUGUCGCUGGCUCCACCCUAAUGGUGUCUCUUAUCACGAUAUCUGUAUCCUAUGUGUCCAUUCUGUCGACUAUCCUGAAAAUUACUUCCACGUCAGGAAAGCGAAGAGCCUUCUCUACGUGUGCCUCUCAUCUCCUAGGAGUCACUAUCUUUUACGGCACUAUGAUUUUUACUUAUUUAAAGCCAAGUAGUUCUUACUCCUUGGGAAAGGAUCAAGUGGCUUCUGUUUUUUACACUAUUGUGAUCCCCAUGCUGAAUCCACUCAUUUAUAGCCUUAGGAACAAAGAAGUGAAAAAUGCUUUCAUUAGAGUCAUGCAAAAGGGAGAGGGCUCUGGGCACUUGAAACAAGCAAUGCUAAACUUUUAA
Molecule: messenger RNA, 966 nt
Organism: Mustela lutreola (European mink)
Lineage: Eukaryota; Metazoa; Chordata; Mammalia; Carnivora; Mustelidae
Product: olfactory receptor 8H1-like
Exons: 1
Coding region: 1-966 (321 amino acids)
Biological process (GO): sensory perception of smell; G protein-coupled receptor signaling pathway
Cellular component (GO): membrane
Molecular function (GO): G protein-coupled receptor activity; olfactory receptor activity; odorant binding
Source: RefSeq, a predicted model, not a curated record